AUGGCAACAUAUAUGUCACAGGAUGACAUCUCACUACUGGAAAGUGUCUGCCGCACUCUUUUCGUCAAUUUUUUUGUGAAGGAAGCCAGUAUGAAAAAUAGUGUGUAUGUCGUUUUCGAUGUUGUCGAUGAGGUGUAUGGAUAUGAGAUGCAGUCGAUGAUCAAUCUCAUGAAAGAUAUUAACGAGGCAAUCUCAAGUCAUGUUCUGAGAGCUGUGUCACUAGAGCUACGAACUGAAAUCGUUUCGACACUUUCGGAGAGGACCAAGGAACGUUUCUGUGGGUUGAUCUUAUGCUCAAAGAGUUUAGCCAAAACGUUGAGCCGAGAGAGUGCUCUGAAAACCUAUGCUAAGGUGGUCGAUAACCACUUUUUCUCUCACCAGAACUAG
This is a messenger RNA of Paracoccidioides brasiliensis Pb18, 387 nucleotides long. RefSeq lists its product as uncharacterized. The transcript is spliced from 2 exons. The record is from RefSeq and is a predicted model, not a curated record. Bases 1 to 387 code for a protein of 128 amino acids.